GACAGAGGGCAGCAGCGCGAAAAGGGGAAGAAGAGAGAAAGACACACGAAGAGAAUUUUGGUGGACAGCGGCAAUUUUAAGGUCUUUCAAUAAUCGCGAAAAAGUACCUUUUCCGCAUAUUGUUAUCCCGCAAUUUCCGGUGCAAUCGCAAGUGUGGCUACCCGUGGUGGCUGGCAGUGUACUCACGUGCAGGAAGUGAUGUGAUUUUGGGGAGAAAAAGACGCAAUUCUUCGCGCGGGGGGAACCCAGCAUCGCACACUCUUCCGUCGUCUCAUCCACCACAGGCGCACACACACACACACACGCGCACGGGCACUCGGGUUCUGUGUCAAUGUCACGAACGCUGGGUUAGUAGUGUGUGGCGCGAAUGUGGCGCUCUCCGUCGUCACGAAAUAGAAUAAUGUCGGGAGUGUAAAGCAGAGAGUGGCCUACAAACCUAUUUUCACUCAACUUUUCAUUUCCAUUUUGGGGAUUAUUUGGGCAACUUUUUCGGGACUUCCAUGCACAAUGGUGCACCUGCAUUGGUCCCCAGUGUCUCUGUGAAGGUACCAACACAUCGCGGAAUCACCUUCACUCUCGCUUGCGCGUCUUGCUGAAGAGAAGAGUUUGGGCUCUGUGAGAAGAAAAAGGGGGAAGAAGGAGUGUUUUCUGCUCAAUUUUUCAUUGUACAUACUGUGUGUGAGGGAGAGAAGAGGAAGUGCGAGAUUUUCUCCCGGAGGAGAGUGCGAGUGACAUAUUUCGCGUGACGCAGGAACAGUCCAUCCUCAGUUGUACCCACGGGAACAUCACCCUUUGUGCGCUCAAAGACACGAAGGAACGUGUAGUGUUGGUGGAGACACCGAAGCAGGAAGUCCACACGGCGGGGAGGGGCACUUUGAUGUGACUUCAGUAACCCACCACCACUACAUCAAUCCGGGAAGUGAGACAACAGUGUAAGAUGCCCGACGAGGAGACCCCAACCACGGGAUCAGCUACAUCCACACGUAUUGCCACGAGCACCAGUAGCAAUUCGAGUGCUUCCGGGAGUGACUGCCUCCUCGAUAGUGGGGGACUUUGUGAGAAAAGUGGUGUCAUCGUUGAGCUUCCACUCCCCCUGGAUGGGGUACAAGUGGACGAUGGUGGAUGCACAACCCUAGUCCCGGAUCAAUCAUCCCAACUUGCGGAUUCCCUGGAAAUUGACAAGUCCGAUGUUAUUGCCUACGAGGAUGCUUCAGAAGCUGGAUAUUCUGACAGUGGGGCUGGGGGUGGUGGCAGCACAACCGGCACAACGGCCGGUAGUGGAUCCCUCGGGGCAGCAACGCAGCAAAGCUACAUCUCCCUCAUACCAGGUGUUGGGGGUGGUAUGGUGCCGUGCGAUCAGACGGAUCUCAAGGAUUUAAUUGAGGAACUGUGUCCUGUGUGUGGGGACAAAGUGUCCGGCUAUCACUAUGGUUUGCUCACGUGUGAAUCGUGCAAGGGCUUCUUCAAGAGGACUGUGCAGAAUAAGAAAGUUUACACCUGUGUUGCCGAACGACAGUGUCACAUUGACAAGACACAGAGAAAACGCUGCCCCUUCUGUCGCUUCCAGAAGUGUCUCGAGGUCGGGAUGAAACUAGAGGCUGUUCGUGCGGAUAGAAUGCGUGGUGGUCGAAAUAAAUUUGGACCAAUGUACAAGAGGGAUCGUGCAAGAAAGUUGCAAAUAUUGCGACAACGGCAGCUCGCCCUGCAAGCUCUGCGCGGCCAAAUGGGUGCCUCGGAUGGCUCACAAUCUCAACUGUCUCCCACUGGUUACCAGCAGCCGUACACUAAUAUGCACAUAAAGCAGGAGAUCCAAAUUCCACAGGUAUCAUCGUUGACGUCCUCUCCGGACUCCUCACCAAGUCCCAUUGCCAUUGCGCUUGGGCAGGUAAAUACAGGGGGUACGACGGUAAUGUCAAUCGGCGGUAGUGUCGGCAGUGGCGGUGCGGGCGGGGGAGGUGGCGGCGGAGGCGGAGGCGGCGGUGGCGGUGGUAGCAAUGGCCCGACGAAUCCAUCGACAACAGCAAUAGCCACGAUACAAAAUACAAUGACGGACUCAAAGCUGUGGUAUGCCAAUUCAACGACAGCAUCGCCGCAUUCGCUGAGUCCCAAAGCCUUUAGUUUCGACGCCAAUACCAAUCCCACAAGUACAGCAGAUUCCGGGAGUUUUGUGGAGACGCUCAGGGUAUCACCGAUGAUUCGUGAAUUUGUACAAUCAGUCGAUGAUCGUGAGUGGCAGACGCAGCUAUUUUCCCUCCUGCAGAGUCAAUCGUACAAUCAGUGUGAAGUGGACCUCUUUGAGUUAAUGUGCAAAGUGCUAGAUCAGAAUUUAUUUUCUCAGGUGGAUUGGGCAAGAAACACCAUUUUCUUCAAAGAUCUCAAGGUGGAUGAUCAAAUGAAGCUGCUGCAGCAUUCAUGGUCAGACAUGCUAGUGUUGGAUCAUUUACACCAGAGAAUACACAAUGCAUUGCCGGAUGAGACGACGCUCCACAAUGGGCAGAAAUUCGAUCUGCUCGGACUGGGGCUGCUGGGGGUGCCACAGCUUGCGGAUCACUUUAAUGAGCUGCAGAAUAAGCUGCAAGAGCUGAAAUUCGAUGUUGGUGAUUACAUUUGCAUGAAGUUCCUGCUUCUCCUCAAUCCAGAGGUUCGUGGCAUUACCAAUCGGAAGACCAUCCUCGAGGGUUAUGAGAAUGUUCAGGCUGCCCUUUUGGAUUACACCCUCACGUGUUAUCCAUCGGUAACGGAGAAAUUCAGCAAAUUGCUCAGUAUUAUUCCGGAAAUCCAUGCAAUGGCUGAGAGAGGUGAAGAUCAUCUCUAUGUGAAGCAUUGCGCCGGAGGAGCACCCACCCAGACACUCCUCAUGGAGAUGUUACAUGCAAAGCGGAAGUAAAAGAAAUGCAGAAGAAAAAACAAGGAACACCAUCGCCGGAGGAGAAAAAAGGUAAAGAAAAAGGAACAAAGUACAAGAUAGAAAAAAAAAUGGGGAAAUGCUGUGACCACACCAGGAGGGGCAAUUUAUUCGUCAUAACACAGAAAAGUUGUGAAGGAGGAAGGAGAGGAAACCACAUCCACGUGUGCAUAAGAAUAUUAUAUAAAAAAAAGAGAGAAAAAGUAUUAAGUUUAUUGACAUUUUGGCGUGGUUGAUGGAAUUUCUUUUCCCACAUCGGAAGGGAAAAGCCACAGAAGCGAAAUAAAAAGAAAAAUCGGAGUCACUUUCCAUCACAUUGUUUUCUAGAAACAUCCAUUUUUUUUAAUUAAUUAUUAAUACUUUUUAUUUUCUUUUAUCGUUUGUUCAUUGAAAUUAAGAAUUUUUUUUGUCUAACUACAAACUUCCAGUUCUUUUUGACUGUGGUGGCAGCUACAUGAAAAAAAAAUAUGGAAUAUUUUUUUCAAUUUCAUUUUUUUCUUUUAGGGAUAUAUAAAUCAUUUUUAAAAGAUGAAGAAAAACUUAUUAGUCUAUCACUGAAUGUUUCUUCAAUCAUCUACAAAAAAAAUAUCCACACACAAGAAAAACUCAUACGUUACCAUUUCAUCUCAGCGAAUUACUAAUUAUUUUAUUUUUUUUAAUUAAUUAUAUUUUUUUUGUAAAUUGAUUUUAUAUUAACGAUGAAUUUUGAGAGAAUUUAUUAUUGAAAUCAGGAAGAAUUUCAAAUGUAACACGUUUGGAAUCUCUUUCUUAUUAUAUUCUUUUAAUUUGAGAGGGAAAUGGAUUUAAUUUUUUUUUCACCACAAAAUUUGGAAUAAUGCGAGAGAAGAGAAAAAACAAUCACCAGUGCAAUAUUUUCUAAUUUUAUUUUGUGUUCUAGGAAAGGUUAAUUCCGUGCAUGUUUAUCCACUUUGCAGGACAAUUUGGGGAGGAAUUAAUAAAUUUCUUUUAUAGCAUUGUCUCUUUUGUGAGAUAGUAAAAGAAAUUGAGGAGUUUGGGAUUUAGUCGCACGAUGGCGCUGUUGUGGGAAAUUCUGGGAGGUUGCUUUUUGAGCUUUAAAAGGUAAUUUCAAGCUACAAUUAAUUUAAAUAUUUGAAAUUGAUUUUUUUAUUCUAAUUUUAUUUUGGUUAGCAAAAAUAUUGUUUAUUUUCAUUAAAAAAAAUACAUUCGGCUCUAUUUUUGUCAUAACCUCAAUUUAAAUGUGAGGUUAUGAAUUUUCUAAUUCUUUUAUUGUUAAUUUCCUGCAAAGUAGAUAAAUUGAAAUUCAUUACAAUACCUUAACUACAGAGAGAGAAAGAACUAAAAUAGUUCUCAAAGCAUUAAAAAAAAAACAUUAAGCCAAUUUAAAGGAAAAGGUUUAAAACAAACAAGAGAACUUGUGGCUCACUCUGUAGUUGGGAAAAUUUCCUUUUUUUCUGGAAUAUUAAACAAGAUAGUUCAAGAACACAGGGUGUCAAAGUUUCACGAAGUAAAUAAAUAAAUAAAUUACCUACCAUAGAAAUCCAAAAAGAGCUUUCAAAAUUACAAAGCUUCCCUUGAAAGAAAGAAGAAAAAAAGUAAAGCAAAGUAAUUUUUGAGAGCUUCUUUGUGGAAUCAACUUCUGCACACUCACCAUCACUCAGUUGUUACCGCUUAAGAGAUAAUUUAGAAGAGAAAAAUAAAAGAAAUAUAAAAAUGAUAAUAAAACUACAAAAACAGAAAUAACUUCCGUGGAUGCUACUAAUUGAAAACUUCCAUCACUUUCCUUCUAAAUGAGGAUUGACGUUGAAGAGUUUCAAUGAAAUUCUGUAAAUACAUAAUUACAAAUGAAAAAAAAAAUCACAGUGCUUAUAGAAAGAUAGAGAAAAAUAUCUAAAAGAGAGAAAAUUUAUUUUUUGGUACAUUUUAAAAGGAAAGUUUUAUGAAAGUGCAACAACUUGCCUUAUUGCAGAAAAAUUUAUUAAGAAGAUGAAUCACUAAGAAAAAAAGAAACUCCAUAAUAUAAAAAAAUGGUUAUAAUAAAGUACAAAAUGAUACUUAUAUUAGAAUGAAGAUGAAUGAAGAUUUAUAGUAAAUUAUUUUUGUAAAUAGACGGCAGUAAGAUAUAGGUAGAGUUAUGAAUAAAAAAAAAUACACAGAUCUUAGGGAAGAGAUUUUGGGGGGAAAAGGACAAAAUGUUUAGGGAGGAAGGUGAGGAUGUUCAAUUUGUAGCAAAGAAAAUUCACGAAAGCUCCACAGUCGUGUAAAAUUUAAACAGAAACUAAAAUUAAAAAUAAUAGAUAUGACGUGAAAUAUUAAAUUAAAUUAAAAAAAAAACAGUGAAUGAAAAUUGCACCUCUAGUUGAAAAUGCAUGAAAAUCAACGAAAAAAAGAUCUUGCAUUAAAUGUCAAAGACCUGUCAUUUGGGUCUGUCACAGACCUGUCAUUUGGAUCUGUCAAAGACCUGUCAUUUGGAUCUGUCAAAGACCUGUCAUUUGGAUCUGUCAAAGACCUGUCAUUUGGAUCUGUCAAAGACCUGAUGAAGCAGGGAAAGAUAUCCGAAUAUUUUAAUGAAAAAAAAAACACAAAAUGUAGAUCACCUCACGUUGAUUUUCGUGUGUUUUCGGCUUUAAAAUUAAUCCUACGACACAAGAUAAAAUAUAGAGAAAACAAAAAAAUAUAAUAUCAAAUUAUUUUGAAGUUUCAAAAGAAGAAGAAGCAUGGAAAAAAUUGAAAAAGAUAAACUAUUUUAAAUAAGAUUUUACUUGAAUGUUGUGGAAGAAUUAUUAAUGAAAAAAAAAUAAAGAAGAGAAAAACAAAUAGGGUCUAAAGCCGAUCUUCGUCUAUAGAUUGUAAAUAAAUAAAAAAUAAAUAAAACUAAAAGUCAAGAAAGGAAUAUAUUUUGUGGAAGAUUGUUUGAUCAAGAAACUGUGAAAGGUAAACCAAUGGAGUGAUAGAUUAGCCAGGUAGGAAAGAAAGAAAAAAUAUAUAUUUUGAUGAGGUGUACACAAAAGGAAGAAAAAGAAAGAUAUUUAAAAGAAAAUAUAUUUUAUUUUUCCAUCAAAACUACAAAUUUAAUGUUACUAUGAAAAAUGUGAGAGAUAUAUAUUUGAAAGGAUAUAAAACAAACAAUUAAUAGAUGAGACAUUAUAGGAAGUACAAGAAAGUGUAAAUUAAUGUAAAAAAAAUAUUAAAAAUAGGAUAUGCAAAAGUAAAAAAAAAUCUGUAAAUGUAGAUAUCACAAAAAAAAACUUUCUCUAACACUUUGAUGAAGAAAAAAAAAUGAAUUGCAAAGAAAAUUCUUUUAAAAAAAUCUCUUUGAAACGAGCAUUAUUUUUUUUUUAAUUUUCAAGAGAUAAAAAAUUUAAAUUAUCUUUUAUUUUUUGGUACAAUUAAAUCUAGACUUGUGGCCUACAUAUUACAAUACGAAGAAAAGGAAAGAAAAGGGAUGAAGAGGAAAACCUAAAGGAGUUGGAAGUGUGAAGAUUUAAUUGAGGGGCUCUUGAGAAAUUCCAUAAAUGUGUUGUUUUUUGUUUCUAAAUCAAAUUUAACACAAAAAUAGGAACAAAAUUAAUUGAAAAUAAAACUUCCACUUGAUCUCUUAAAAUUAAGAGACGAGCCUUCAUGUGAACAUCACAACGGAACGCAAAAGGCGCGCAAAAGAAUGGUGUUGGUUGGAGGAGAGAAAAUUCUGUGAUAAAGUUUUUCUCAUUUUAUUGCUCAAUAGAGGAGCAAAUUCUCUAUUUUUUUGUAUCCUUCCUUGCAAAAUGAAUCCUUUUCAAUUUUAUUUUGAGAAGAAAAUUAAAAAAGUUUAUUUCAAUUAAUUUUGUUCUGAAUCCCUCUCAAAAAAAAGAAGAAGAGAAAGUACUACGGUGUGGUGGCUCAAGAAGACAAGAAGAAGAUUCAAAAUGGGCUUAAUAUACGCGAUUUUGUGUCCCAAUUGCACCUUGCUCCGAAAUAUAUUUUUUUAAUCUAAUUUUUGAAACCCAAACUGUGCAAGAAAUAAAGAGCCAAAGGCUCGAAUUUUUAAAAGUAUUGUGUGAGUAAACACAGAGUGGGAUUAUUGAACUGACACAGAGUUUUUUAGUGAGUUUUUUAAUGAGAAAUUAUUUCAUCAGGUAGCACGUAGGCCUGAUAAUUUGGAUGACUUUUGGGGUUAAAAAAAAACGGUGCUAAAGAGAAGUUUAGGAUAGUUGGCCUCAUGAUGGAUUGAUGUUUUUUUUUUGUAGAAAUUUUAACCUCAAAAGGAUUAAAAGAAUAUUUAAAAAAAAAACGAGGAAACUCAGGGAUUGUUGAUUCAUUUUGUGGAUCAACACUUUAGAUUUAAGAUUAUUCUUUCACCUAUUUUGCAGUGUGAAGACUUUAACCUAGUCGUGGUCUUUGACUGAACUACAAAUUUCUUGGCCUAAAUUGAUGGAAAAUAGUGGUUUAGUGGAGUUAGGACUGAGGUUAAAGUCCUCAAAGAUUUUUCAUUUAAAUGAAUUUUCAGUUAAAUAUUUAACUUAAUUCAUACAUUUAAAGACAUUGACGGGGUUAAAAGACUACAACUUUAAGCGAGAGAUUAGAAAGCUUGAAGCAUCUAGAGCUCUAUGUGUGACAACCCCGGUUAAGGAGAAUAUUCAGCUAUAUAUGGGAGUUGCCGUAGAUCGAGAAAACAAUUUUAACCAGAAGGAUCUUGAAGAGAAUCAAAGAAGAAUGAAAAAUCAUCAAAGAAACUCCCUAUUUUUUCUCUUUGGCAUCGCAUAGAAAAAACCAGCAAAGAUUUUAUUAAAAAUGCCCAAAACAUUAAAGAAACAUUAAUGCGAAUGUUUUGAAACAUUUUUUGUGAAAUCUUUGCUGGCUUUUUUCUAUGUGAUCCCAGAGGAAAGUGAUAGGCCUUUAUGAAGUUUCUUUAUCCGUUUUUGAUUCUCUACAAGAUCUGAAUAACCUCCUUUUGACGAAAUUAACACUUGGAGGAUCGAGGUUUCUAACCUCAAAAGUUUGACCUUUAUUUUCUCUUAAAAGAAAAUGUUUUUCCAAGUUUUCUUUCGACGAUCUUGAUGUAAUAAAACUUCCUUACACACAGAUGUAGAAAUUAUCACAAUAUUUUUAAGAGAUUUUAUUCUCUGACGAUUUAAAAAAUGUCGUAUUGGCCACUUUGGCCAGCAAAAUCCUUCAAGGGUUAAAAGUUUUCGUUUCUAAAACUAAUAAUUUAGAAACAAUUUAGGACUUUCUGAAAAAGUUAUAUUCUAUUUUAUAUGAUUUAAAAAACAAGGUUUGUUCUAAAUGUUUAAAUUGACGUCUUGUUGGAAAGAAUCUCAUUUCGCUUUUAACAUCUUUGUCCACUUUUGAUUGAUUUCUGUUAAUUUUUUUUCUGGAAGAUCUUUGGGAGAGUUCCAGGAGUUUAAACAUGAUAAAAUCAAUAUUCAGAUCUAUUCAGCGAUCAAGAAUUCCUUGAAAUUUCAAGAAAUCUUAGAAAAUUUCAAUAAUUUUAUGGAUUUCUUGGUCGCUAAAUUGAACCGAUUAUCACAAAUAUUUCUUUAAGAAGAAGAAAAAAAAAGAAAAUUCUGAAAAUUAAUUUAGAAAUAAAAAAGAAGAAAUUGAUACAAUUUAUCUGAUUUAUGACUUAAUAAAUAAAAAUUUUCAAAUACAAAAAUUCAGCAAUAUUUCUCCGUGUCAGUUCAAUCACUCCUCACUGUGAAAAUAGCAGCUUGAAAGAUAUGUUAAACAUAUUUCUUUGGCUGAAAAAAAAAUUGAAUGUUUCAAUCAAAAUUCUCUUAAUUCUCAAAGAAGAAUAAAUUUGUAAAUAAUUUUUUGUCAGAGAAUAUUUUUAUUUUUAUAAUAUAUUUUUGUACGUCAUACUUAAAUAAAUUAAAAAAAAAUUCUUUUAUCAAUAAAAGGAAAAAAUAAACAUUUCGUGCGAAAUUAAGGAUAUGGGGGACAGAGGAAGAGAAAACAUUCCAUUUGGGCGUGUGGGUGGGUUUUUUUGGCCGAGGCGGGAAAUGAAAGGAAAAUUUCGCCAAUCGAGCAAGGUGCUGAUGAAAAGAAAAAGAAAAUUGAAAGAAUUUUAUUUUUCGGCAAAAAUAGAAAUUAUUUCUGCAAUUUUUCCGCAUCUGUUGCAAACUUAUCGUGAACAAAUCACACAAAAAAUGAAUUAAGAAAAAUAAUUGAGAAAAAAAUCUUAUUAGAUGUAUGUUUAUAAGGAGUUUUAUCUCUUAAGGUUGCUGUUGAAGAUGGAAGUAAAAUUUCAAACAAAAAAAAAUUACAAAGAAAAAGCAAAAAAAAAAACAAACGCGAUGGUACCUACCUUAAUGUGUUUUUCAUUAAUUUUUUUUUCUUAUAGUUGUAAUUAUAAAUAUAUAUAUAUAUAUAUUUGAAAGAAAAGUUGAGAAGAGAAAAUUUAAUUUAAAGUUGUAUAUUUUGUAAAAUUCUACACUGCGUAAGAUCCCCCCUCCCCCUAAUUAGUUACUACAAUACACGUUAUGGAAGUAAAAAUCUUUGUAAAAUGUUGCAUAUAAAAUGAUGAUGAUGAAAAAUAUCUCUAGGUUAGUUUAAACAAAAAAAAAGUGAAGAUAAUAACAAAGUUUAAAAAAAAGUGAAAAUGUAAUUUAAAAAAUGAAAAGUAAAACCACAAAAAAUCACGAAAGUUUAUGACAAAAAAAAAACAUGUAAAAUGCAAGGAAUCUGAUAAGUCAAAGUGGAGAAAAAAUUGCUUGGAGAGCUUUUUUCUUUUUUAUUAUUUGAAAAAGAAUUAUGUUAAUAAUGGUAUUUUUUGUGAGUUGGGAGACAAUGAGAAGCUUUUUAUUUAAUAAUUUUGUUAAUUAAUUUAAUUAAUAAUUUGAUAAAAUACACCCACACACACAAAUAAAUGUGACAACAGGAAAAACCCACAAAUUUUGUUAAAAAAAAAAAAAAAUUUCAAAGAAAAUCCGACGAAAGUUUGCAAAUUAAUUAAUUUUUUCAAAUAUUGUUUUUACAUAAUUUCUAUUAUCUUCUUUUUUAUAAAUAAUCUUUUGUAAAGAAAAAAUGAAAACUAAUUUCCAAUUUUGGAGUUGAUCUUUUUUUUUUCUUUUUGCUCCAAAAUAGGAUACAGAAAGUGAAAAGAAAAAAAAACACAUAUUUUUGCAAAGGAAAACACAAACCAAUAAUUUUACCAAUAGCUUAACAUUUUAAAAAGUUGUCCCUUUUGAGGAUGAACAAAGUAAUAACAAGAGAUAUGUUUUAGAAAAGAAAGAAAAUCAAUUCACAACACUUUAUGUAUUUUAUUUUUUGAUUGUUUUUUUAAGUAAAAAUUAAAAGAAAAGAAAACCGUGAAUAUAACUAUUUAAAGAAAAAGAAGAAAAAAAACUUUAAAAUAAGUGAGAGAAGGUUUAAUUUAAUUUACAAUUAAUAUACAGAGAAGAAAAAACAUAAAUAGUGUGUAGAGAGAGAUAUCUAUCUGAUUGUAAUGAGAUGGAGUAUGGAAAAUGUAUAAUUAAUACUUAAAAUUAUAUUUUCUGUAAAAUAAAAAUUUAUGUAUUAAA
Messenger RNA from Lutzomyia longipalpis, 10383 nucleotides. It is a transcript of the gene ftz-f1, whose product is annotated as nuclear hormone receptor FTZ-F1. The record is from RefSeq and is a predicted model, not a curated record. Lineage: Eukaryota; Metazoa; Arthropoda; Insecta; Diptera; Psychodidae. The transcript is spliced from 8 exons. The coding region runs from base 938 to 2887 and encodes 649 amino acids. Gene Ontology annotation, molecular function: nuclear receptor activity; RNA polymerase II cis-regulatory region sequence-specific DNA binding; zinc ion binding. Gene Ontology annotation, biological process: regulation of transcription by RNA polymerase II; tissue development; hormone-mediated signaling pathway. Gene Ontology annotation, cellular component: RNA polymerase II transcription regulator complex.